This is a messenger RNA of Helianthus annuus (common sunflower), 1628 nucleotides long. RefSeq names its product anthocyanidin 3-O-glucosyltransferase 2. Gene Ontology annotation, molecular function: UDP-glycosyltransferase activity. The record is from RefSeq and is a predicted model, not a curated record. The transcript has a single exon. The coding region runs from base 41 to 1501 and encodes 486 amino acids. Lineage: Eukaryota; Viridiplantae; Streptophyta; Magnoliopsida; Asterales; Asteraceae.
UCAAAGUUCAAACAAACCAAACUCAUUAACCAAAACAAAAAUGGCAAAAACAGUUGCAAAGCUAGUGUUCAUACCUGCCCCUGGCCUUGGUCAUAUCAUGUCAACCAUAGAGAUUGCAAAGGUAUUGGCAAAUCGAGAUCAACGUCUCUCGGUAACAGUCCUUAUCAUCAAGCCUCCUAACUCAAGUUCUAACUCGCCAGUCACCACCUACAUCGGAUCACUAGCUAAACGCAGUAUGGAUCGCAUAUCCUUCAUUGAACUACCACAACAUGAGACCCCAACAACGCGUGACUCAAAAGGUCCCUUGGCUUCAUUUGCUGAAUACAUGAACAAUCACCGAGAAUAUGUAAGAAACAUCGUGGGGGGUAUGAUAAGUCAACCGGGUCAAAGUAGGAUCGUAGGGUUUGUGAUUGACAUGUUUUGUUUAUGUAUGAUAGAUGUGGCUAAUGAGUUUGAUAUUCCAACCUAUGUGUUCUUCACUUCUAGUGCUGCUUUUCUCGGGUUAAAAUUAUAUAUCCAGACACUGUGUGAUGAUCACAACCAAGACGUUGUCGAGUUGAGUCACUCGAACACCGAGAUAGCAGUUCCAACGUUUGUCAAACUGGUGCCAACGAAGGUCUUUCCGAACAUGGCCCAAACCAGAGAGACUCUAGAGUUUCUUUUGUCAUCGGCAAGGAGACUAAGAGAGGUCAAAGCAAUCAUUGUUAAUUCGUUUUCAGAAUUGGAAACCCACGCAAUCGAGUCGUUGUCUUCUGACAACAGCAUCCCGACGUUGUAUCCAGUGGGGCCCAUACUCAACCUAGAAAGUGGUUCCGGUGCCGAAAAACCAUUGGACGAUGACCUCAUCAGGUGGUUGGAUAAUCAACCGCCUUCCUCGGUCGUGUUCUUAUGUUUUGGGAGUAUGGGUAGUUUUGAGGAGGUUCAAGUGAAGGAGAUAGCACGUGCUUUAGAGCAUAGUGGCCACCGUUUUGUGUGGUCCCUACGUCAACCUCCGGUAGAUAAAAGAUCUCGACUCACGAGAGACUACGAGGAUCCCGGGGUGGUUUUGCCAGAAGGGUUUUUAGAAAGAAUGGCUGCAAUAGGGAAAGUUAUCGGUUGGGCCCCACAAGUGGCAGUGCUAGGUCAUUGUGCAGUUGGAGGGUUCGUAUCCCACUGCGGGUGGAACUCAUUGUUGGAGAGUUUGUGGUUCGGUGUACCAGUGGCAACAUGGCCUAUGUAUGCCGAGCAACAUAUGAAUGCGUUUGAAUUGGUGGUGGAGCUAGGAUUAGCUGUGGAGAUCACUAUGGAUUAUAAAAAGAAUUUAUCUAAGCCUAUGGCAGAAGCGGUUGUAGUCAAAGCGGAGGAGAUAGAAAACGGGAUAAGGCGACUGAUGGAGGAUGAUUUGGUGAGAACGAAAGUGAAAAAGAUAAGUGAGAAGAGCAGAUCGACGGUGGUGGAGGGUGGUUCAUCGUACUCGGCUUUUGGUUAUCUUAUUCAAGAUUUUAUAAAAAAUGUUUCUUAGAUUUGGGAUUUCUUUUGCUAGAGUUUUAAGAAGGUGAUUUUACUAACACCAAAAAAUUAAGAAAACUUUGUUAGAUUUUGUUUUUGCGAGUUUCCUCCUUUUAGUGGUUUGAACAAAACUUGUCUAA